UCUGGGGCAGCCACGCAGGCCGUGGCUGGGCGGCUGGCAACUGGUGCUUACCAACCCUGACCACCUGCCAGCUAAGGAGCCAGAGCCCCGGCCGGGACCCUGUGCCCUGGCAGCCUCAUGUGCACGGAAUGGUGCUGUGCCCGGUGCCAGCAGCCUGGGCUCACCAUGGUGCUGGGAGCCGUCCUGGCACGAGGGAGGGAUGUUUUCAGGAGGAACGGACUUCUCAUCCUGUCUGUGCUGUCCGUCACCGUGGGCUGCCUCCUUGGCUUCUUCCUGAGGACCCGGCGCCUCUCACCGCAGGAAAUUAGUUACUUCCAGUUUCCUGGAGAGCUCUUGAUGAGGAUGUUGAAGAUGCUAAUCCUACCGCUGGUGGUCUCCAGCCUGAUAUCCAGCCUCGCCUCUCUGGAUGCCAAGACCUCCGGCCGCCUGGGCAUUCUCACUGUGGCAUACUACCUGUGGACCACCUUUGUGGCAGUCGUCGUGGGCAUCAUCAUGGUCUCCAUCAUCCACCCAGGCAGGGUGGCCCAGAAGGAGGCGACGGAGCAGAGCGGGAAGCCCAUCAUGAGCUCAGCCGAUGCCCUGCUGGACCUCAUCCGGAACAUGUUCCCGGCCAACCUGGUGGAAGCCACUUUCAAACAGUACCGCACCAAGACCACACCUGUCAUCAAGUCCCCCAAAGUGGCAUCAGAGGAGGCCCCUCCCCGGCGGAUCCUCAUCUAUGGGGUCCAGGAAGAGAAUGGCUCUCACAUUCAGAACUUCGCCCUGGACCUGACCCCACCACCUGAGGUCAUUUACAAGUCAGAGCCUGGCACCAGCGAUGGCAUGAACGUGCUGGGCAUCGUCAUGUUCUCCGCCACCAUGGGCAUCAUGCUGGGCCGCAUGGGUGACAGCGGGGCCCCCCUGGUCAGCUUCUGCCAAUGCCUCAAUGAGUCUGUCAUGAAGAUCGUGGCAGUGGCGGUGUGGUACUUCCCCUUCGGUAUCGUGUUCCUCAUCGCCGGCAAGAUCCUGGAGAUGGAUGACCCCACAGCCGUGGGGAAAAAGCUGGGCUUCUACGCGGUCACCGUAGUAUGUGGGCUGGUGGUCCACGGCCUCUUCAUCCUGCCCCUGCUCUACUUCUUCAUCACCAAAAAGAACCCCAUCGUCUUCAUCCGAGGUGUCCUCCAGGCCCUGCUCAUCGCACUGGCCACCUCCUCCAGAGGCCCUGACCAUCCUGGAGGAGGAUGGUGGGCAGGCACCGGCCUCUCUGCCUGCAGCUCAGCCACACUGCCCAUCACCUUCAAGUGCCUGCUGGAGAACAACCACAUCGACCGGCGCAUCGCCCGCUUCGUGCUGCCCGUGGGCGCCACCAUCAACAUGGAUGGCACGGCGCUCUACGAGGCUGUGGCUGCCAUCUUCAUCGCCCAGGUCAACAACUACGAGCUGGACUUCGGCCAGAUCAUCACCAUCAGCAUCACAGCCACGGCAGCCAGCAUCGGGGCAGCCGGCAUCCCCCAGGCCGGGCUCGUCACCAUGGUCAUUGUGCUCACCUCCGUGGGACUGCCCACUGACGACAUCACCCUCAUCAUCGCAGUCGACUGGGCUCUGGACCGCUUCCGCACCAUGAUUAACGUGCUGGGUGACGCGCUGGCUGCAGGGAUCAUGGCCCACAUCUGCCGGAAGGACUUUGCUCAGGACACAGUCACCGAGAAACUGCUGCCCUGCGAGACCAAGCCAGUGAGCCUCCAGGAGAUCAUGGCGACCCAGCAGAAUGGCUGUGUGAAAAGCGUGGCCAAGGCCUCAGAGCUGACCCUGGGCCCCACCUGCCCCCACCACAUCCCUGUCCAGGUGGAGCAGGACGAGGAACUGGCUGCCGCCAGCCUGGACCACUGCACCAUUGAAAUCAGCGAGCUUGAGACCAACGUCUGAGCCUGCAGAGCUGCAGAGGCCUGGGCAGGCCUCCAGGGUUGGGCAGAGGGCAGCAUCUCGACUUCCUCCUUUCCUGAGCAGCCGACAGGGGCGAGCCUCACACACGCUUCCCUCCCUCGGGAGGUCGGAACCAGCUCCGCUUGACAGAAAGCAGAGUCUCGCAGAGGAAACGCCAGCAGGGGAGUGAUGGGCCAGCACAGCCCAGCCCAGCCCUGGCUGUGACUUCCCAUGGUGACGGCCCGUGAGGACAGCAGGCAGGGGUUAUGGUCCGCACUUUCCGGAUGAGAGAGUUAAGGCUGAAAGCGCGUAUCCCAGGUCUCAGAGCAAGUCAGGGCAAGGGCUCCAACUCGGGUGUUUCAUGCCCUGCCCACUCCCUCCCGGAGGACAGGGGCACCUGCUGGGCCAGGUGCCCAGAGAGGCUCCAGGCUCUGCCCCUGUCCUGUAGCCCCGCAGCCACCACCGCUUUCCACUCAUGCAGACAGAACAGUGGCCUCUGGGCCUGCCCCUCUGUGUCCUGGCCCAGGCCAGCCCUCCACCCAGCCCCAUAACACGUGGCCUCAAACAGCUCUGCCCAACAGGGGGCCAGCCCAAGACCGAGGCCUGCUGCCUUCCACAUGCCUCGGCCUGUCUGGUCCCACCCCAGCGGUCCUCUCUCACAAAGCUCCCAUGAUUUGGAGGUGGGGGUGUCUUUGCUGGGGCUGCCUGGGCCCUUGGAAACAUCUGGGCCAGCUUCCCACCAGGCGGUGGGCCAGCCAGGACCCAGGGGCAGGCUGCCUGGGACGUUUCGUACAAGCUGCCCAGUUGGCUCUGGAUCAGGACUCCCCAGAAGCCUGAGGGAUAAAGAGGAGUUAAGUUUUAUAUUCUUUUCUGUGUUU
Molecule: messenger RNA, 2780 nt
Organism: Phyllostomus hastatus (greater spear-nosed bat)
Lineage: Eukaryota; Metazoa; Chordata; Mammalia; Chiroptera; Phyllostomidae
Gene: SLC1A7
Product: solute carrier family 1 member 7
Exons: 11
Coding region: 118-1905 (595 amino acids)
Biological process (GO): L-glutamate transmembrane transport
Cellular component (GO): plasma membrane
Molecular function (GO): L-glutamate transmembrane transporter activity; neutral L-amino acid transmembrane transporter activity; glutamate:sodium symporter activity
Source: RefSeq, a predicted model, not a curated record